AUGGAUUCUUCCAAGUUUGAUUAUGGUGAAAACUUUGGCAGAAUUCAGGGAAUUCUAAUAUAUAAAGACUUUCUAAAAUAUUGGGAUGAUGUGGAGACAUUCCAAGCAAGGCCAGAUGACCUUGUCAUUGCUACGUAUCCCAAAUCCGGUACAACUUGGAUUAGUGAAAUUGUAGACAUGAUCUAUAAAGAGGGUGAUGUGGAAAAGUGCAAAGAUGCCAUUUUUAAUCGAGUACCUUACCUGGAAUGCAGAAAAGAUGAUAUGCUAAAUGGAGUAAAACAAUUAAAUCAGAUGGCAUCUCCUAGGAUAGUGAAGACUCAUUUGUUACCUGAACUUCUUCCAGUAUCAUUUUGGGAAAAGAACUGUAAGAUGAUCUAUAUUUGCCGGAAUGCCAAGGAUGUGGCUGUCUCUUAUUAUUACUUCUUUCUAAUGGUACCCGUUCAUCCAAAUCCUGGAACUUUUUCAGAAUUUGUGGAGAAAUUUAUGGAAGGCCAUGUUCCUUAUGGUUCCUGGUAUAAACAUACACAAUCUUGGUGGGAAAAGAGAAAUAAUUCACAAUUGCUUUUUCUCUUCUAUGAAGACAUGAAAGAGGAUGUUAGAAAAGAGGUGAUAAAAUUGAUAAAAUUUCUUGGAAAGACACCAUCAGAGACACUGGUGGACAAGAUUAUACAACAUACAACAUUCCAGGAGAUGAAGAAGAACCCAUUUACUAAUUACACAUUACUACCAGGAGAAUUAUUCAAUCAAAAAGUGCAUUCCUUCAUGAGAAAGGGGAUUUCGGGAGACUGGAAGAAUCACUUUACAGUAGCCCUAAAUGAGAAGUUUGAUGUGCACUAUGAACAGCAAAUGAAGGGGUCUACAUUGAAAUUAAGAACUGAGAUCUAA
This is a messenger RNA of Talpa occidentalis (Iberian mole), 885 nucleotides long. Its product is annotated as sulfotransferase 1E1-like. Gene Ontology annotation, molecular function: sulfotransferase activity. Gene Ontology annotation, biological process: sulfation. The record is from RefSeq and is a predicted model, not a curated record. NCBI's taxonomy places the organism in Eukaryota, Metazoa, Chordata, Mammalia, Eulipotyphla, Talpidae. The transcript is spliced from 7 exons. Bases 1 to 885 code for a protein of 294 amino acids. Gene Ontology annotation, cellular component: cytoplasm.